Messenger RNA from Cladocopium goreaui, 369 nucleotides. The record is from the annotation of a GenBank genome assembly. Lineage: Eukaryota; Dinophyceae; Suessiales; Symbiodiniaceae.
AUGGCGCCGCUUCGCCAUUUGCUGCAAUGUUCUCUUGUUCAUGUCACUCGUUAUCAAUCUCAUUUCUGUGGUUGCCUGGUUGCAUACAUCUUCAGGAUCCUGGCCCGCACAGAAGUUCCAGCCAGCACUUCUGUCGCCUUUGUCGUUCUAGGGGCCUUGACCCUCAUGACAGUGAUCCUGCAAGGUGUGUGUAUCUUGUUUGCCUUGUGCAGGGCUGCUGCUGUCCACAACUGGGAACAAAUCCGUCGGACUUUGUGUUAUGGAAGUAUCAACUGUGUUCUUUCAGUGCUUGGACCCAUCAUUUCAGGUGCUUUAGUCUUUUAUUCGGUUUUGAUUCAUCCAUUGGACUUGCUCACAACCUUGGAAUGA